Molecule: messenger RNA, 1022 nt
Organism: Arachis stenosperma
Lineage: Eukaryota; Viridiplantae; Streptophyta; Magnoliopsida; Fabales; Fabaceae
Product: photosystem II D2 protein-like
Exons: 1
Coding region: 324-1022 (232 amino acids)
Biological process (GO): photosynthesis, light reaction; photosynthetic electron transport in photosystem II
Cellular component (GO): chloroplast thylakoid membrane; photosystem II
Source: RefSeq, a predicted model, not a curated record
UGAAAAAUUGUUAAAAAAAAGAUUUCUAUCAGAUUUUUGAGUAAAUUUAUGAGUCAUAAGACAAUUAACCAUUCAUGACUUAGGGGAUUUUAUUUAGAAGAAUAAAAAAAGGAAUAGCCGGAUUGAGUUCAUGGAUUCAACUUAACCUAGGUAUCCAUAGAGCAAUAAAUGAUUUUUAUAUCCGAAACGCAUUAGAAAAGAAGGGAAAUCUACGAGAAAAAAAAUCAUUAUAUUAUAUAAAUGAGAAAAGCCUCCAAGGUCCCAUCCCCAAAAUGCUAGGAGGUGUUCGGAAAUGGUUGAAGUAGUUGAAUAGGAGGAUCACUAUGACUAUAGCUCUUGGUAAAUUUACCAAAGAUGAAAAUGAUUUAUUUGAUAUUAUGGAUGACUGGUUACGGAGGGACCGUUUCGUUUUUGUGGGUUGGUCCGGUCUGUUGCUCUUUCCUUGCGCCUAUUUCGCUUUGGGGGGUUGGUUCACAGGUACAACCUUUGUAACUUCAUGGUAUACUCAUGGAUUGGCAAGUUCCUAUUUGGAAGGCUGUAACUUCUUAACCGCUGCAGUCUCUACUCCUGCUAAUAGUUUAGCACACUCUUUGUUGUUACUAUGGGGUCCUGAAGCACAAGGAGAUUUUACCCGUUGGUGUCAAUUAGGUGGUCUGUGGACUUUUGUUGCUCUCCACGGCGCUUUCGCAUUAAUAGGUUUCAUGUUACGUCAAUUUGAACUUGCUCGAUCUGUUCAAUUGCGCCCUUAUAAUGCAAUCGCAUUCUCUGGUCCAAUUGCUGUUUUUGUUUCCGUAUUCCUGAUUUAUCCACUGGGUCAGUCUGGUUGGUUCUUUGCACCCAGUUUUGGUGUAGCAGCUAUAUUUCGAUUCAUCCUAUUUUUCCAAGGGUUUCAUAAUUGGACAUUAAACCCAUUUCAUAUGAUGGGAGUUGCUGGUGUAUUGGGAGAUCUCAUAUAUAUAUUUCAUAUAUUUUCCAUUUUUCGACUUUCUUUCAAAUUACGCCUAACGGAGUAUCAAACCUAG